AAAAAAAGUCUGUUGAAAUCGUGGGUUCCUUCUUAUGCUUGUUUUAGGGGGGCGCUCGCCUGCAAGAAGUCCAAUCCUUCCAUCGUGUCAACGCUGGACAUCACUUCGCCUCACCUUGUCUCCAUCUUUCUUUCAUCCGCUCUUUUGCCGUCUUUUAUUUUCUUCGUGGCGCUGUCGUUUUCUCUACCUACUUGUACUUCUAGCACCACCGCUACAUCAAACGAGCCGAGCCCGAUUGCGGCCGCACGAAUCCAGACACGUCUUCUUCUGUUCCUCAAUGUGAGGCUUGAGCCUCCUCUGUCUUUCGCUCCAAUUCUCUUCGCCAGCCGACGCGGCUCCCUCAUUUCAAGAUGCGCGUCUCCAAUAUGCGCUUGCCCAACAGCUUGCGCAACUUGAGCGUGCGCCUCUCGAGCAUUCGCAUUCCCCAUCCUCACCCGCGGCGCAUCAUUCUCUACGUGACGACAACAGCCCUCCUCGUCGUCAUGAUCCUCACCUUCACCAUGAGCGACAGACUAUUCGGCAAUGGACAUUCCGGCUACGAUCCUCUCCUCUCUCGAACCAAUGAUUACCGCCUCCUCACGAGUACACGGAAUAACUUGGGUUUCUACAACUCUAUAAAUGUCAAGAAGACGGGCCAGAAGAUUAUGAAUCCUACCCUUCUUGAAUUGCCAAAGGGCAGCAAGCACGACUUCCUCGUCAUUGCGCGCGCUCCCCACGUCGACCAAGAUAUCAAGGGCAAGAAAUACAGACGAGCUCAGCAAGUCGCCACCUUCGUUAGCCUUACAUGGGAUGCAUUCGGCCGGCCGGAGCUCACUGCGGACAACGAUUGGCACAAGAUGCUUGUGGAGGACUUCACAGAGGCCCAGGGUCCUGAGCAUCACUGCAAGAACCAGCCCGACAUGGAUAAAUACAUCGGACCUGAGGACAUGAAGUUGUUCUGGAGGAAGAAUGGUACUCCCAUGCUCAUCUUCACCCACCAGGUAGAUGACGAGAACCUUUGCGAGGGUAUGUACAUCGUCGAUGCACGUGCAGCUGUGCCCGAGCUCGUCAAGCAAAUGGGUAAGCACGCGAAAGAACUCCCUGGGAUCGAAUUCGACAAACCCGUUCUCCUCCGUCGCCAGCCCCCCGAGGGCCAAGAAUCCGACGCCCGAUACCAACGCGAGAAGAAUUGGGCUCCUGUUUACUCUCCCUUCAGCGCCGAUGAUGACGAGAUGAUGUUCAUGGUAGAGCCUAGCCAGCUGUACCGCUUCAACUCGACCGACGAGCCUGUCCAGAACAUGGAAGCUGAGCCCGAAUCCGCUGUUGACGAACCCUUCCCUCCCGAUAACGAAAAGAAGACGUGGCACUCUGCCGAAAAGACCUGUAUGAACGACGUCAUGCUCACCGACAAGCGCGUGCAUCAAUCGACGCCCAUGCUCAGCCUCACGCUAUGCAAUCGCGGGGCUUGCGAGCCGAUGGAGAACAACACGGUCCUUAUGGGCAUGGUGCAGAUGCGCUACGAUCCUCCUCAAUACACAAACACAUGGUACGACCACCGAAUAGUCGUCUACUCGCCCGUCGCGCCAUACCACAUGAUGAGCGUCAGCAAGAAGCUCACCUACCACGGCGAAACCAACAGCAAGUACAUUUGGACAGGAAGCAUGGUGUAUCAUGGCGAUCAGCCCACGCAGAGAAGUCACGGGUACUUGGACGACGAGAUCUGGCUGAGCUUUGGCAUUGGCGACUCGUCGCCUGGAUGGUUGGACAUCAAGGCAGAGGAGUUGGUGCUUGACCACUAUUUCUGCCAAGGGGCGACACCAGGGUAUCGGAGCAGCAUCAAAAAGCAUGCGCAAUGACGAGAACACGAAACAGAAAGAAACAAUGUAAUUGGUAAUACGGAUAGAGUGGCAUCAUUAAUUUUUGCAGUUGUAUUACGGCAUAUCAUAUCACCUGUGUAUAAUUCAGGAUACUUGGAGUUGCGGUAGAAUAAGGAAGGGCAUCUAGAGAAUUGAUUGAAUUGAAUUGAACUGACAUUGACUGAGUGGUCA
This is a messenger RNA of Fusarium oxysporum Fo47, 2027 nucleotides long. RefSeq lists its product as uncharacterized. The record is from RefSeq and is a predicted model, not a curated record. Lineage: Eukaryota; Fungi; Ascomycota; Sordariomycetes; Hypocreales; Nectriaceae. Bases 351 to 1835 code for a protein of 494 amino acids. The transcript has a single exon.